UUGUUACGUGUCUGUGAUCAUGUCUGAAACUGCGCCUGUAGUUGCAGCAGCAGCUGCCCCUGCUCCAGCCUCUAAGGCUCCAGCUAAAAAGGCAAAGAAGGCAGCCGGGGGUUCGAAACUCCGGAAGCCUUCGGGCCCCAGCGUAACCGAGCUGAUCACUAAGGCAGUAUCAGCCUCUAAGGAGCGCAAAGGGCUCUCUUUGGCUGCUCUUAAGAAAGCUUUGGCAGCUGGCGGGUACGAUGUAGAAAAGAACAAUAGCCGUAUUAAGCUGGGGCUGAAGAGUCUGGUGAGCAAAGGCAUUUUGGUGCAGACUAAAGGUACUGGUGCCUCUGGUUCCUUCAAACUCAACAAGAAGCCUGGCGAAAUCAAGGAAAAGGCACCCAAGAAAAAGGCAGCGGCAAAGCCUAAGAAACCAGCUGCCAAGAAACCCGCCAGCGCCGCUAAGAAGCCUAAGAAAGCUGCGGCGGUGAAAAAGAGCCCGAAGAAAGCCAAGAAACCAGCGGCUUCCGCGGCUAAGAAAGCGGCCAAGAGCCCGAAAAAGGCCAAGCCCGCCAAGCCCAAAAAGGCAGCUAAGAGCCCGGCUAAGGCCAAGGCGGUGAAGCCCAAGGCUGCCAAGCCUAAGCCAACCAAACCUAAAGCAGGAAAGGCUAAGAAGGCAGCGCCCAAGAAGAAGUGAAGCUGUUUGAAGAGAAAAUUCGAAUCUCGUGCAAACAA
Molecule: messenger RNA, 714 nt
Organism: Trachemys scripta elegans
Lineage: Eukaryota; Metazoa; Chordata; Testudines; Emydidae
Product: histone H1-like
Exons: 1
Coding region: 20-676 (218 amino acids)
Biological process (GO): nucleosome assembly
Cellular component (GO): nucleosome
Molecular function (GO): structural constituent of chromatin; DNA binding
Source: RefSeq, a predicted model, not a curated record